UGUGCCCUAAUCGAAAGUUCCAUACUUCCAUAUAUGCGUAUGUCGGUCUCGCUGUCUCUCUGCUAAAGAUUCAAACGCCAUAUCUUGAUGGGGAGCACAGCUAACGGUGCCGCCGCCGAAAGGCGUACAGCCGCCAGCAAUGGCCGGAGUCCCGUGGACAAAGAAGUCGACUUCGCCAACUACUUCAGCACAUACGCUUUUCUUCACCACCAAAAAGAGAUGCUCUCCGACCGAGUUCGAAUGGACGCUUACUACAACUCUGUUUUCCACAAUAAACACCACUUCAUCGGAAAGACUGUGUUGGAUGUAGGUACAGGAAGUGGCAUUUUAGCAAUAUGGUGUGCACAAGCGGGUGCCAAAAAAGUAUAUGCUGUUGAAGCUACUAAAAUGGCUGUUCAUGCUCGGGAGCUUGUUAAAUCAAAUCACCUUCAAGAUGUGAUUGAAGUGAUUGAGGGUUCAAUAGAAGAUAUCACACUACCCGAGAAAGUUGAUGUAAUAAUCUCCGAGUGGAUGGGGUACUUUCUUCUUCGUGAAUCCAUGUUUGAUUCUGUAAUUUGUGCACGUGAUCGGUGGCUUAAACCAAAUGGAAUUAUGUAUCCAAGUCAUGCUCGCAUGUGGUUGGCUCCUAUUAGAUCCGGAUUAGCAGAUCAUAAAAUGAGUGAUUAUGAGGGAUCCAUGGAUGAUUGGCAUGGUUUCUUGAAAGAAACCGAAGCUUAUUAUGGUGUCAAUAUGAGUGUUCUAACAAAACCCUUUUCAAAAGAGCAAAAAAAAUAUUAUUUGGAGACAUCGGUGUGGAACUCUUUGCAUCCAAAUCAAGUUGUGGGAACUCCUGCUAUAUUAAAAGAGAUCGAUUGUUUAAAAGUGACAGUUGAAGAAAUCCUCAAAGUGGAAGCCAACAUUUCAUCAUUAGUCACUAAAGAGGACACACGGCUAUGUGGCUUUGGUGGUUGGUUUGAUGUGCAUUUUAAAGGAAGUGAAGAGAAUCCAGCUGAGUCAGAUGUUGAGUUGACCACAGCUCCUAGUCAAGAUGAUGGCACACAUUGGGGUCAACAGGUUUUUCUUUUGCAUCCGCAUGCACGUGUGAAUGAAGGGGAAGAAAUUUUUGUUAAUUUCUCAAUGACACGUGCGGAAGAUAAUCACCGUUUGAUGAAAGUUGAUCUUGGGUAUUCAAUUAAACAGUCAUCAGGCAAGAUGCUGCCACGUGUUGAUAACAAGUUUUUCAUAGAAUGAGGAAAUAUUCUUUGCUUAAACAAGAAGGAAUCUUUUCAUUUGUUUUUGGCUUUUUUUGUGUAACGUUUGCUAUAAGAAUAGUUGCUAUCUUUUUUUAAAGUUUUGUUUUGUUACAAACUGAAAAUAGAUGUAAAAACUGUUUUAGUUUUAUAUAGAGAAGUACAAUUAUUGCAAUUUUGCUUUA
Messenger RNA from Lactuca sativa (garden lettuce), 1414 nucleotides. Its product is annotated as protein arginine N-methyltransferase PRMT10. The record is from RefSeq and is a predicted model, not a curated record. Gene Ontology annotation, biological process: chromatin remodeling; peptidyl-arginine methylation, to asymmetrical-dimethyl arginine. Lineage: Eukaryota; Viridiplantae; Streptophyta; Magnoliopsida; Asterales; Asteraceae. Gene Ontology annotation, cellular component: nucleus. Gene Ontology annotation, molecular function: protein-arginine N-methyltransferase activity; histone methyltransferase activity.